Molecule: messenger RNA, 2178 nt
Organism: Colletotrichum lupini
Lineage: Eukaryota; Fungi; Ascomycota; Sordariomycetes; Glomerellales; Glomerellaceae
Exons: 11
Coding region: 1-2178 (725 amino acids)
Source: RefSeq, a predicted model, not a curated record
AUGAGUGGGAUCUGCUCUUGGGAAAACAAUGGCACAGGCGAGUCAGCGCAAUCAUGGACCACAAGAGUGAAACCCUGGAUCAGGGACAUCACCAAAGCCCGCGAGGGAGUCCUCAGACGGCCACGAGAUCGAGUGACCGCACCAAGCACUUUCAUCACUUACCACUUGCACCAAACAGGUCUACUUGCUUAUGGCGAUGAGAUGUUAAGUUCACAGCUUCUGCGGAUGCUUCAAGCCACGAAGAACCGCUUGCUCUCUCCUUCCCUGGCACAUAUUCCUAUACGUAUACGGCAAUACCGCAUCCGACCAAGACGCCCUACAUCGCACCCGUGCAAUUACAAGAUGGACGCUGCCAUAGAUCUCAACAACAUGAACGCAGCCAACACGACCGACGUUCUUUCCCAGCACGUCCAGGAAGAAGGACAUGGAGGUCCCACUCGUCCAUUCGAGCUCAUAGCCCGCACCGACUGGAUGAGAUUAAUGUACCACACAACCUCUCAACGCGGACCGACACCCCCAAGCAGGGAAUAUCUUUUACCGCGGGUAGACAACAUUGAUGAAUUCAUGGAGUGGCGGGAAAGUUUUGUUCAACGAACCAUAUACUUCGACAAUUGGUUUCUUCAAUUCAUUUACAGCAUCUUUGACUUCUUCCGCCUCCAAUAUCGCAUCUUGGUCACUCAUUGGAGUGAAUACUCAAGAUGGGAGAAAGAGCGUAUCAAGAAUCCUUGGGGAAAUUGGGAGGGUCAGAUUGGAUUUCAAGACGAUUCCCCUGACCCUAAAUGGAGGGCUAAACUUGUCGUGGAAGUGAAGGAUAUAAACGGGAUGGAUAUGGGGUUCCUAAUUCAUCAAGAUCAAGCCGUCUGGUCAUGGAGAACCGAGCCACCACACGCGGCUUCCUUUUGGGAUCAACCAAGACAUCAGGAUGUGAUGAGCUUUCGGGAGGCAGGUAGCAGUCUACAAACAAUAAAUGAUACUCCAGUCGAUAACAUCGUUCCUGAGUUUUCUGCUUGUUGUGAUUUCGUGAACUCUUCUCUAUCCCCAACCACGUCAGAACAAUCAAGACUCACAAUCGAUACGUCUGUGGGCUCUGCCCACAACCGACCAACCUCCACCCCUUCGACCGACCACCCCCCCGUCUUCUCUCCCGCUCAGCCUCCCUCUUCCAGCACCAGUGUUGGGGCUCCCGUCCUCAUCAUCCACGUCCACCGCCCCGCCUCCCUCCGCGACACCCUCCGCCAGUGGCUUCGGCCUUUCCUCGCCUUCCUCCCCCCUUUCGUAUCCGUCGUGGUAUACCGACAACUCCUGGACCAGCCGCUAUCCCUGGUGUUUUCUGUUUUUGCCCUUUGGGUUUGCCUGGUCAACUGUAGACGAAAGUAUAGCAGCAGACUGGUGGCUAUCCCCUGGCAAUACUGGACAAACGGCCAAACUUUAUCCUCUGGUAAUACUGUCUGUCUGAGCUUCAAACGAGGACAGGAGAUCGGCUUUUAUACUCCCGACCGGCUGGCCUCAGUGCCAAACUGCGUAUAUGCCUGGCUGAUCCAAAGCCCAUGGAAGCCUCUGAAAAAGAAGAGAAGUUUAUUGGCGGGAGCUUUCAAUCCUGGUUGCUAUGCCGUUCCUACAUCAGAUAUUGAGACCGGCGUUAUCUGUGGCUCUUCAUGUUCAGUCUUGGUGCCGACAUCGAUAUCCGCCUUCAAGAUGAGACUCAGAAUCUACUGCAUCACCAGUCUUUUUGUACUCAAUGUUGGCGUUCAAAUUGACCAUCUCUCUCGGACGGCCUCUAUUUCAGCCUCUACUCCAGCCUUCUACUCGACUACCGCCACGCCAUACGGCUUCCAUAUCUGCUUCUGCGGCGGCAGGAUCAGACAGAAAUGCCAGAUGUUGUUCUCUGACACUCUCCUACCGAUUUGGCCGGACAUUGUGUCCACCAGCAUUGGUAUAUUGAGCUCGAGAACACCGUGCUUGUCGCCUCUUCUUGCGCUCAUGGUCAGCCUUGUUGAGAGAAUUACACCUGCUCAUGCGAAGGCUCAAUCACCAAGGGAGACAAUCUCCAUCUUACUUGGGGGACUUGGCCAGCAGUCAUUCCUCCUUGACAUUGGGGAUCGAACUCGGUGGUCACUACGCCUACCUAUCCUCAGAAUAUCCAGCACACCCGCCCUUCGGUCUUCUGGCACUCACUGA